UCAAAUUGGAGAUGCACAGACGCGUCAGUCAGUGGUAGCUGUGUGGCAACCAGCGCCAGUAUUUGCCGUUUUGAUGACUGAAGUCUUGUCCCGAGCCAUCGAGUACGUAGACUGAGGUAGACAGCUCAAACCUGAUUCUCCGUCGGCAGAUGAAAGGACCAAUUUUGAUUCGCCCCAUCUGCGUGUUCUUCAGCUGCCUGCUUUCGGAAAAUCUCUCCCUCACCCGCCUCUUCUUUCCAGUGAACUCAUCUGCACCCGUCGCAACUUUGGCGGAGGGAGCUUCCACAUUUCUUCAAAAUGACUUCCUCCUUGUGACUACGCCGACCUUUCUGUGGUGCUGGGUUAGCGCCUGGGAUCUUUACCGAGUCGGGAUUUCCAAUGUCUCCCCAUUGCCAGCGUUUGCCGGGCUUCUUGCGGGAUUGGCAGGAAUUGGACCCGGUGCAACCGCGGCGGCCAUCUGUUUCUGGCGAGAACAGAAAAUGAGUCAAAAGAAAUUCCUUCGGCGCAGUUGAAAACCUCGCCUUUCUCGCUAUUCCGUCCUAAAAAUGGAUACCAAAUAUAACAAAGUAGUGGGGAUGUUUCUGGUGGACAGAUGUCAACAAGAGAUAGUAGUUGGCCCUAUCGCCUUCCAUCGAC
Molecule: messenger RNA, 636 nt
Organism: Aspergillus pseudonomiae
Lineage: Eukaryota; Fungi; Ascomycota; Eurotiomycetes; Eurotiales; Aspergillaceae
Exons: 1
Coding region: 150-512 (120 amino acids)
Source: RefSeq, a predicted model, not a curated record